AUGUCCGCCAUCCCGGCGUGCUGCGCGCCCGGGCAGCAGCCGGAGCAGCCGCGGCGGCCGCGUCCCCUCCCUGCGCUGUGAGACAGCAGCACCGCCUGCGGAGCGCGAGUGAGGAGCCGCCGCCCGCGCCUCUCCCCCCGCGUCCUCCUGCUCCUGCUGCUCCUCCGCCCUGUCCCGCGCCGCUGCCCGGCCGGCCAUGCCGUCUCGGGCAAGGUAAUGAGCCGCAGAGCCCCGGGGUCUCGGCUGAGCGGCACCGGCAGCAGGCAGCACUACCACCCGCGGGGCUGGAAUGACUGGCAACCCAGAACUGACAGUGCAUCAGCUGACCAGGACAAUUUAAAAUAUUCUUCAUCCAGAGAUCGGGGCAGUUCUGCCUCCUAUGGAUUACAACCCUCAAAUUCAGCUGUGGUGUCUCGGCAAAGACACGAUGAUAUCAGAGUCCACACUGACAUACAGAAUGAAGAAAAAGGUGGCUACAGUGUCAAUGGAGGAUCUGGGGAAAAUACUUAUGGUCGGAAGUCGUUGGGGCAAGAGCUGAGAGUUAACAAUGUGACCAAUCCUGAUUUUACCAGUGUUCCGCAUGGGAAUCGUGCUUUAGCCACAAAAGACAUGAGGAAAUCACAGGAGCGACCGUUGUCUUAUUCUGACGAGUCUCGACUGUCAAAUCUUCUUCGGAGGAUUACUCGGGAAGACGACAGAGACCGAAGACUGGCUACUGUAAAGCAACUGAAAGAAUUCAUUCAGCAACCAGAAAACAAACUGGUACUUGUUAAACAACUGGAUAAUAUCCUGACUGCCAUUCAUGAUGUGCUCAAUGAAAGUAGCAAAUUGCUUCAGGAAUUGAGACAGGAAGGAGCUUGCUGUCUUGGCCUUCUUUGUGCUUCUCUGAGCUACGAGGCUGAGAAGAUCUUUAAAUGGAUUUUUAGCAAAUUCAGUUCAUCCACAAAAGAUGAAGUUAAACUUCUUUAUUUGUGUGCAACCUACAAAGCAUUAGAGACUGUAGGAGAAAAGAAAGCAUUUUCAUCUUUAAUGCAGCUUGUAAUGACCAGCCUGCAGUCCAUCCUAGAAAAUGUUGAUACACCAGAGUUACUGUGCAAGUGUGUCAAGUGCAUCCUUUUGGUGUCUCGAUGCUACCCACACAUUUUCAGCACCAAUUUUAGGGACACAGUGGACAUACUGGUUGGAUGGCACAUAGAUCAUACUCAGAAACCUUCUUUGACACAACAGGUCUCUGGAUGGCUGCAGAGCUUGGAGCCCUUUUGGGUGGCUGAUCUAACUUUUUCUACCACACUCUUGGGUCAGUUUUUGGAAGAUAUGGAAGCUUAUGCUGAGGACCUCAGCCACGUGGCUUCUGGGGAGUCAGUAGAUGAGGACAUUCCUCCUCCCUCGGUGUCGCUGCCCAAACUGGCUGCGCUUCUGCGGGUGUUCAGCACCGUGGUGAGGAGCAUUGGGGAGCGCUUCAGCCCCAUCAGAGGACCACCAAUUACAGAAGCUUAUGUAACUGAUGUUCUGUACAGAGUAAUGAGAUGUGUGACUGCAGCAAACCAAGUGUUCUUUUCUGAAGCUGUGCUCACAGCUGCCAAUGAGUGUGUUGGGGUUUUACUUGGCAGCCUGGAUCCCAGUAUGACCAUACACUGUGACAUGGUCAUCACCUAUGGAUUAGAUCAAAUGGAAAAUUGUCAGACUUGUGGCACUGACUACGUCAUUUCGGUCCUGAAUCUGUUGACACUGAUUGUUGAACAAAUAAAUACAAAACUACCAUCAUCAUUUGUAGAGAAAUUAUUUAUACCAGAGUCUAAACUACUUGUUCUUCGUUAUCAUAAGGAGAAAGAGGUCGUUGCAGCAGCCCUUGCUGUAUACCAAGCUGUAUUGAGCCUGAAGAACAUUCCUGUUCUGGAGACUGCUUACAGGUUGAUUCUAGGAGAAAUGACCUGUGCUUUAAAUAGUCUGCUCCAUAGUUUACAUCUUCCUGAGGCCUGUUCCGAAAUCCAGCAUGACUCUUUCAAGAAGCUUAUAUCCAAUGUGGAUAAUGCCAAGUUUGUUGUUAUAUUCGACCUCAGUGCUCUAAGUACUAUUGGAAAUGCUAAAAACUCAUUAAUUGGGAUGUGGGCCCUUUCUCCGACUGUGUUUGCACUGCUGAGUAAAAACCUGAUGAUUGUUCAUGGUGACAUAGCAGUUCACUUCCCUGCUGUGCAGUAUGCAGUGCUCUACACACUGUACUCACACUGCUCCAGGCACGAUCAUUUCAUAUCCAGUAGCCUCAGUUCUUCCUCUCCCUCUCUGUUUGAUGGAGCAGUUAUAAGUACUGUAACUACAGCAACAAAAAAACAUUUCUCAAUCAUACUGAACCUUUUGGGGCUACUGCUUAAGAAGGAUAACCUUACUCAAGAUACCAGGAAACUACUCACAACAUGGGCUUUGGAAGUGGCUCUUCUGAUGAAGAAAUCAGAAACAUAUACACCGUUAUUUUCUCUCCCAUCUUUUCAUAAGUUUUGCAAAGGACUUUUAGCAAACACACUUCUGGAAGAUGUGAACAUUUGUCUUCAAGCAUGUAGUAGCCUUCAUGCCCUGUCUUCCUCCCUUCCAGAUGACCUUUUACAGAGGUGUGUUGAUGUGUGUCGUGUUCAGCUUGUCCAUAGUGGUGCUCGUGUGAGACAAGCUUUUGGAAAACUUCUGAAGUCAAUUCGUUUAGAUGUUGUGUUGAGUAACCGUACCCACACUGAAAUACAAGAAAUUUCUUUGGCUAUAAGAAGUCACAUGAGCAAAGCUCCAAGUAACACAUUCCACCCACAGGAUUUCUCUGAUGUCAUUAGUUUUAUUUUGUAUGGAAACCUGCACCGAACUGGGAAGGAUAAUUGGUUAGAAAGGUUAUUCUAUAGCUGUCAAAGGCUAGAUAAGAGAGAUCAGCCAACCAUCCCCCGGAACCUGUUGAAGACUGAUGCUGUGCUGUGGCAAUGGGCUGUCUGGGAAGCAGCUCAGUUCACUGUUCUCUCAAAGCUACGAACUCCUCUGGGGAGAGCCCAAGAUACAUUUCAAACAAUUGAAGGUAUUAUUAGGAGCCUUGCAGCCCACACAUUAAACCCUGAUCAAGAUGUCAGCCAGUGGACUACUGCAGACAAUGAUGAAGGACACAGCAGCAACCAACUCAGGCUUGUUCUCCUUCUGCAGUAUUUGGAGAACUUGGAAAAAUUGAUGUACAAUGCAUAUGAAGGAUGUGCCAAUGCCCUUACCUCUCCACCCAAGGUUAUCAGGACGUUCUUUUAUACCAAUCGCCAGACGUGCCAGGAUUGGCUGACACGGAUUAGACUUUCCAUCAUGAGAGUUGGAUUGCUGGCUGGCCAGCCUGCUGUGACAGUCAGGCAUGGAUUUGAUUUACUCACAGAAAUGAAAACUAAUAAUAGUAUCUCUCAGGGAAAUGAGUUGGAAGUGACAAUUAUGAUGCUGGUAGAAGCAUUAUGUGAGCUUCACUGUCCUGAAGCUAUUCAGGGUAUUGCUGUCUGGUCUUCUGCUGUAGUUGGGAAGAGCCUCUCCUGGAUCAAUUCUGUAGCUCAGCAAGCAGAAGGGCGGUUUGAAAAAGCGUCUGCAGAAUACCAGGAGCACCUCUGCUCCAUGACUGGAGUGGAUUGCUGUAUAACAGGCUUUGACAAGACUGUUCUGAAGUUGGCCAAUUCAAACAGUGUGAACAAUGCCAGCCCAAAGCAUUCCUUGAAUGGAGAAACUAGAAAAACUGUUCUGACUAAGCCAAGUGACUCUUCACCAGAAGUGAUAAACUACCUGGGUAACAAGGCAUGCGAAUGUUACAUUUCCAUUGCUGACUGGGCUGCUGUUCAGGAGUGGCAAAACAUGGUCCAUGAACUGAAGAAAAGCAAUAGUAAUACCUCAAUCAAUCUGAAAGCAGAUUUUAACUACAUAAAAUCUUUGAGCAGCUUUGAGUCUGGACAACUUACUGAAUGCACUGAACAACUAGAAUUACUACCAGGAGAAAAUAUCAACUUACUUGCAGGGGGAUCCAAAGAAAAAAUAGACAUGAAGAAGCUCCUUCCUAAUAUGCUAAGUCCUGAUCCAAGAGAACUUCAAAAAGCAGUUGAAGUACAGCUUUUGAGAAGUUCAGUAUGUCUGGCAACAGCUGUAAACCACAUAGAACAGGAGCAAAAGUGGCAGUCAAUAUCUGAAAAUCUUAUAAAGUACUUAAAGCAAACAUCCCGCAUUGCUAUUGGGCCGUUGAGACUUUCCACGCUCACCGUGUCUCAGUCUUUACCAGUGUUGAGCACUCUUCAGUUGUACUGUUCUUCUGCUUUGGAAAACACUGUAUGCAACAGGCUGACAUCAGAGGACUGUCUUAUACCUCUCUUCAAUGAAGCCUUGAGGUCAUGUAAGCAGCACGAUGUAAGGCCAUGGAUGCAUGCCCUGAGGUACACGGUGUACCAGAAUCAACUGAUGGAAAAGCUUAAAGAACCAACAGUCCCAAUUAAAAGCCAUCUAAUGGAACUGGGCUUAACAGCAGCGAAAUUUGCACGGAAGCGAGGAAACAUCGCCCUGGCGACGCGACUGCUCGCCCAGUGCAGCGAGGUUCAGCUGGGGAAAACCACCACUGCACAGGACUUAGUCCAGCACUUUAAAAAACUGUCUGCACCAGGUCAGAUUGAUGAAAAAUGGGGUCCUGAACUUGAGAUUGAGAAAACAAAGUUGUUAUACACAGCAGGUCAGUCAACACAUGCCAUGGAAAUGCUGAGUUCUUGUGCCAUAUCUUUCUGCAAAUCUGCCAAAGCUGAAUAUGCAGUUGCUAAAUCUAUUCUCACACUGGCUAAAUGGAUUCAAGCAGAAUGGAAAGAGAUCUCAGGACAGUUGAAACAAGUGUAUAGAGCUCAACAGCAGCAGAAUCACACUGGCCUGUCUACCUUGUCUAAAAACAUAUAUAAUUUGAUUGAGCUGCCAGCUGUUAAUACUCUGGAAGAUGAAUAUCCUAGGAUUGAAAGUGAAUCUACAGUAAACAUUGGAGUUGGAGAACCAGACUUCAUCUUGGGCCAGCUGUAUCACUUGUCUUCAGUACAGGCACCUGAAGUAGCCAAGUCUUGGGCAGCCCUGGCUAGCUGGGCUUAUAGAUGGGGCCGCAAAGUAGUUGAUAAUGCCAGUCAGGGAGAAGGUGUUCGGCUGCUGCCCCGGGAGAAAUCUGAGGUUCAGAACUUGCUUCCAGACAACAUUGCAGAGGAGGAUAAAGAGAAGAUCUAUGGCAUUCUUGGGCAGGCAGUGUGCCGGCCAGCUGGGAUUCAAGAUGAAGACAUGACUCUACAAAUCACUGAAAAUGAGGACAAUGAAGAAGAUGAUAUGGUGGAUGUGAUAUGGCGUCAGUUAUUAACAAGUUGUCCCUGGCUUUCAGAUCUUGAUGAAAAUGCAACAGAAGGAUUAAUUAAAGUCUGGAGGAAAGUUGUAGACAGAAUCUUCAGUCUCUAUAAACUGUCCUGCAGUGCAUACUUUACUUUCCUCAAACUCAAUGCUGGUCAGGUUCCACUUGAUGAAGAAGAUCCCAGACUGCACUUAAGAAACACUUCUGAGCAAAGCACUGAUGAUGUAAUUGUGAUGGCAACCCUGAGACUGUUACGAUUGCUUGUGAAACAUGCUGGAGAACUUCGACAGUAUCUGGAGCAUGGGCUAGAAACUACACCUACUGCUCCUUGGAGAGUUCUUUUAAAUAGUGAAUCUUGCUUUAUCCAGGUUCAGAUGCUUGUGGCUGAGCUGCGCAGAGUCACAGUUCUCUGGGAUGAGCUUUGGUUGGGAGUUCUCCUGCAGCAGCACAUGUAUGUCCUCAGACGGAUUCAACAGCUGGAAGAUGAAGUCAAGAGGGUCCAAAACAACAACACUCUACGGAAAGAGGAGAAAAUAGCCAUCAUGCGUGAAAAGCACACAGCUCUGAUGAAGCCCAUUGUGUUUGCUCUGGAACACGUGAGGAGCAUCACUGCAGCUCCUGCAGAAACUCCUCAUGAGAAGUGGUUUCAGGAUAACUAUGGAGAUGCAAUUGAAAAUGCACUAGAGAAACUUAAGAAUCCUUUGAAUCCUGCUAAACCUGGAAGCAGCUGGCUCCCAUUUAAAGAGGUAAUGCUGAGCUUGCAGCAGAGAGCACAGAAACGGGCCAGUUACCUCUUACGACUUGAAGAAAUCAGUCCUUGGCUGGCUGCCAUGAUGAACACUGAAAUAGCACUGCCUGGAGAGGUGUCCACCAGGGACACAGUCACCAUCCACAGUGUGGGCAGCACCAUCACCAUCCUGCCAACCAAAACCAAACCUAAAAAGCUGCUUUUCCUGGGUUCAGAUGGGAAAAACUAUCCCUACCUGUUCAAAGGUUUGGAAGACUUGCACCUAGAUGAGAGAAUCAUGCAGUUCUUAUCCAUUGUGAACACCAUGUUUGCCACGAUCAACCGGCAAGAGACGCCGCGGUUCCACGCGAGGCACUACUCGGUGACACCCCUGGGGACAAGGUCAGGCCUCAUCCAGUGGGUGGAUGGAGCCACACCUCUGUUUGGGCUCUACAAGCGCUGGCAGCAGCGGGAAGCUGCUCUGCAGGCACAAAAGGCUCAGGACUCUUACCAGACUCCUCAGAACCCUGGAAUAGUUCCUAGACCCAGUGAACUUUACUACAGUAAAAUUGGACCUGCUUUAAAGGCAGUGGGGCUUAGUCUCGACGUGUCACGUCGUGACUGGCCCUUGCAUGUCAUGAGGGCUGUUCUGGAAGAGCUGAUGGAAGCAACUCCCCCGAAUCUCCUCGCUAAGGAGCUCUGGUCAUCAUGUACCACACCGGAUGAGUGGUGGAGAGUUACACAGUCGUAUGCAAGAUCCACUGCAGUUAUGUCCAUGGUUGGCUACAUCAUUGGUCUUGGAGACAGACAUCUGGAUAAUGUUCUUAUAGAUAUGACUACAGGAGAAGUUGUCCACAUAGAUUAUAAUGUUUGCUUUGAAAAAGGGAAGAGCCUUAGGGUCCCAGAGAAGGUCCCGUUCCGGAUGACACACAACAUUGAAACAGCACUGGGAGUGACAGGAGUGGAGGGGGUGUUCAGGCUUUCUUGUGAACAGGUCCUUCAUAUUAUGCGGCGUGGGAGAGAGACUUUGCUUACGCUGCUGGAAGCUUUUGUUUAUGAUCCACUGGUGGACUGGACAGCUGGAGGAGAGGCAGGAUUUGCUGGGGCUGUCUAUGGUGGUGGUGGCCAGCAGGCUGAAAACAAACAGAGCAAAAGGGAAAUGGAAAGGGAUAUUACACGGAGUCUCUUUUCCUCGAGGGUGGCUGAGAUAAAGGUUAACUGGUUUAAGAACAGAGAUGAAAUGCUUGCUGUGCUGCCAAAGCUGGACAGUAGUUUAGAAGAGUACCUGAACCUGCAGGAGCAGUUAACAGAUGUAGAAAAAUUGCAAGGAAAACUACUGGAAGAGAUAGAAUUUCUGGAAGGUGCGGAAGGAGUGGAUCAUCCCUCCCGCACACUUCAGGCCAGGUACUCUGAGCACACACAGUUGCAAUCUCAACAAAGAGCUGUCCAGGAAGCCAUCCAGGUGAAGCUGAAUGAGUUUGAGCAGUGGAUAACCCAUUACCAAACUGCCUUCAGUAAUUUAGAGGCAACACAACUUGCAAGUCUGCUCCAAGAAAUUAGCACACAAAUGGACCUAGGUCCUCCAAGUUAUGUCCCAGCAACAGCAUUUCUGCAAAAUGCAGGCCAGGCACAUCUAAUCAGCCAGUGUGAACAGCUGGAAGGAGAAGUUGGUAAUUUUCUGCAGCAGAGAAGAUCUGUGUUACGUGGUUGCCUGGAACAAUUGCACAACUAUGCAACAGUAGCUCUGCAGUAUCCAAAAGCUGUGUUCCAGAAGCACCGAAUAGAGCAGUGGAAAACCUGGAUGGAAGAGCUCAUUUGCAACAUGACAAUAGAGCGUUGUCAGGAUAUCUUUAGGAAGUACGAGAUGCAGUACGCGCCCCAGCCCCCGCCCAGCGUGUGCCAGUUCGUCACGGCCACGGAGAUGACGCUGCAGCGCUACGCGGCCGACAUCAACAGCCGGCUGAUCCGGCAGGUGGAGCGGCUCAAGCAGGAGGCCGUCACCGUGCCCGUGUGCGAGGAGCAGCUCAAGGAGAUCGAGCGCUGCAUCAAAGUGUUCCUGCACGAGAACGGCGAGGAGGGCUCGCUCAGCUUGGCCAGCGUCAUCAUCUCCGCCCUGUGUGCCCUGACCAGGCGAAACCUGAUGAUGGAAGGUGCAGCGUCCAGUGCUGGAGAGCAGCUGGUUGAUUUGACUUCAAGAGAUGGAGCCUGGUUCCUGGAGGAGCUUUGCAGCAUGAGUGGGAAUGUCACGUGCCUUGUGCAGCUGUUGAAGCAGUGCCAUCUUGUACCCCAGGACUUAGAUAUUCCAAACCCCAUGGAAGCAUCAGAAGCUGUUCACUUAGCCAAUGGAGUAUAUAUCUCACUUCAGGAAUUGAACUCAAACUUCCGGCAGAUCAUUUUCCCUGAAGCACUUAGGUGCUUAAUGAAGGGAGAGUAUACUUUAGAAAGUAUGCUCCAUGAACUGGAUAAUCUUAUAGAGCAAACAACUGAUGGAGUCCCUUUGCAAACGUUGGUUGAAUCUCUUCAAGCCUACUUAAGAAAUGCUGCUAUGGGUAUAGAGGAGGAGACACACACUCAUUACAUUGAUGUUGCAAGAGUACUUCAUGCUCAGUAUGGUGAACUGAUUCAGCCAAGAAAUGGUUCAGUUGAUGAAACUCCUAAAAUGUCAGCUGGUCAGAUGCUUUUGGUAGCUUUUGAUGGAAUGUUUGCUCAAGUAGAAACUGCAUUUGGUUUAUUGAUUGAAAAGCUAAACAAGAUGGAGAUACCUCUUGCUUGGCGUAAGAUUGACAUAAUUCGGGAAGCCCGCAGCACCCAGGUUAACUUCUUUGAUGAUGACAAUAAUCGGCAAGUCCUGGAGGAAAUCUUCUUUCUGAAGAGACUGCAAACAAUUAAAGAAUUUUUCAGGCUCUGUGGUACCUUUUCUAAGACACUGUCAGGAAUCAGUUCAGUUGAAGAUCAGAAUGCAGUAAAUGGACCUGUUCAAAUUGUCAAUGUGAAGGCCCUUUACAGGAACUCUUGUUUUAGUGAAGAUCAAAUGGCCAAGCCAAUUAAGGCUUUUACAGCAGACUUUGUGAGGCAGCUUUUAAUUGGCCUUCCAAAUCAAGCUUUGGGACUGACCUUGUGCAGUUUCAUCAGCGCUCUGGGUGUCGAUAUCAUAGCUCAGGUAGAGGCUAAAGACUUUGGAGCAGAAAGCAAAGUUUCUGUGGAUGACCUGUGCAAGAAAGCUGUGGAGCACAACAUCCAGAUUGGCAAGUUCUCCCAGCUGGUGAUGAACAGGGCCACAGUCCUGGCCAGCUCCUACGACACGGCCUGGAAGAAGCACGACCUGGUGCGCAGGCUGGAAACCAGCAUUUCCUCGUGCAAGACCAGCCUGCAGAGAGUGCAGCUGCACAUUGCCAUGUUCCAGUGGCAGCAUGAAGAUCUCCUCAUCAGUCGCCCCCAGGCUAUUUCUGUCACUCCUCCUCCUCGCUCUGCAAUUUUAACCAACAUGAAAAAGAAACUUCACGCGCUCAGUCAGAUUGAAGCUUCCAUUGCAACGGUCCAGGAGAAACUAGCAGCACUUGAAGCAAGUAUUGAGCAGCGUUUAAAAUGGGCAGGAGGUGCUAAUCCUGCACUGGCCCCAGUCUUGCAAGAUUUUGAUGCCACUAUUGCUGAAAGAAGAAACCUUGUACUGAAAGAAAGUCAAAGAGCAAGCCAGGUCACUUUCCUUUGCAGUAAUAUCAUCCAUUUUGAGAGUUUACGUACCAGAACAGCAGAAGCCCUGAACCUCGAUACCGCGCUGUUUGAGCUCCUCAAGCGCUGUCAGCAGAUGUGCUCCUUUGCUUCGCAGUUCAACAGCUCCGUGUCUGACCUGGAGCUCCGCCUGCUGCAGAGGGUGGGUACUGGUCUCGAACAUCCUAUUGGCAGCUCUGAAUGGCUUCACUCAGCUCACAAGCAGUUGAGCCAGGAGAUAUCUACACAGAGAACAGUACAAACAGAAAGAGAACAGCAAAUAGAAACAGUUUGUGAAACAAUUCAGAAUCUGGUGGAUAGUAUUAAAACUGUGCUCACGGGUCAUAACAGACAGCUUGGAGAUGUCAAGCAUCUACUGAAAGCUAUGGCAAAGGAUGAAGAAGCGGCUUUGGCAGAUGGUGAAGAUGUUCCCUAUGAGAACAGUGUUAGGCAGUUCCUGGGUGAAUAUAAAUCAUGGCAAGAUAAUAUUCAGACAGUUCUGUUUACAUUAGUUCAGGUUAUGGGUCAAGUCCGCAGUCAGGAACAUGUUGAAAUGCUGCAGGAGAUAACUCCCACCUUGAAAGAACUUAAAACACAGAGCCAAAGUGUCUACAAUAAUCUGGUGGGGUUUGCAUCACCCUUAGUCACGGAUACAGCAAAUGAAUGCUCCAGCCCAACUUCAGCUGCUACAUAUCAGCCAACCUUUGCUGCAGCUGUACGUAGCAAUACAGGGCAGAAAACUCAGCCAGAGGUGAUGUCACAGAAUGCAAGAAAGCUAAUUCAGAAAAAUCUUGCAACAUCAGCAGAUACUCCUCCAAACACAGUCCCAGGAACUGGCAAAAGUGUUGCUUGUAGUCCCAAAAAGACAGCCAGGGACCCUAAAACAGGAAAAGCUGUGCAGGAGAGGAAUUCCUACGCAGUUAGCGUGUGGAAGCGGGUCAAAGCCAAGUUAGAGGGCCGAGAUGUGGAUCCCAACAGGAGAAUGUCUGUGGCUGAACAGGUUGACUUUGUGAUUAAGGAAGCAACUAAUCUAGAUAACUUGGCUCAGCUGUAUGAAGGUUGGACUGCCUGGGUAUGAGUAGGGAGACAGCAGCUCGGUCUGGUUCAGCGAGGUCAGACAUCCACCAGAAUCAACUCGGCCUCAGGCAUCCGUAGCCGCACCACAGUCGGUGGUGAUGCAUACUGGGGCUUAAUCUGAGGAAACCUAGGAAAUCUCGGUGCACUGGGAAGUGAAUCCUGCAGGAUAGCUGCACUCAGGGAUACGCUAAACACAAUGGUCUGCAACCCCCACGGUCAAGGGUGAAAGCUCACCGCUUGAGCAACACGGUUUGUCUUUCUGCUACGGAAGAACUGCAAACGUGUCUGGGGGUCAGCUGCAGAAAGAAAUCAGGAUGCUACAAACGGCAGAGUGAUUUGGAACUCAAUUCCACCUGACCCUGUGAACAAUUCAGGAAACACCGAACCCUGUUCAAAGAAAAACAGAAAAAUGGGGCCAUGAAGAAAUCACAGCAAGGGCAGAUUUGAUGCAUUCAGAUCCUUGUUCCUCUUGUUCUGUGGCAGCAGUGCUGGUUGAGUUGACCAGUUAGUACGGGAAAAGGCUACAAAAUGUAAACUUCAGAAAUGGACUGAAAGCAAAGAGCUGUACAUCAGAUACACGCUGCAUUGGAAGAACUUCUGAGAUAGAAGAAAAAGCCUUUGUUCUCUUCUCCCUUUCCUCUUUCCUUUCACUCCUCCCUCCCAGCCUCUCCUUGCAUACACCCCUCUUGGCUUAUUCUUGUAGGUUAGGCGUACUUCCAAUAUACUUUUUAUUUCAAUCCUUCUACUUCACAGUUUAGUCAAAUUAACAACUUAAAUUCUGUUUGGUAAACAAUUUCUCCAAAAGCACUGAAAAUAUAGAACAUCAACGAUUACUUAUGAGUUGGAUGGUCAAAUGCAAAAUGUAAUUUUGGUUAUUUUAAAGUCAUUUUUGUGAUUCUAUUAUGUACAGUUUCUCAAAAUUGUCACUGUGCAUUUAAAAGUAAUGAUUCCUACAGGCAUUUGAUUUAAUGUGCACUUCCCUCUGCUUGCAGUGUACACUUUUUUGUAAUUCAAAUUGUCCCUCCAAUCUCAUUCUACUGUGAUUGCUGUAGUUUCUUUCGUACGACGUAGCUAAUCCAAUGUAAUCUUUACCUUUUUAAAAACCAGGAUAGAGUAUCUAGUAGAGUUUUACAUUGUUGAUGACAGAUAACAAUAAAGUGAUGUUCUGGUGGAGGUAGAGUGAUAUGCUUUUUACUUCAUUUUCCUAAUCCUUUUAGUUCACACUUGUAAAUUCUAGUGCUUCACUUCGCAGGGGUAUACAUAUAAUCCAAGAAAUGAAGGACUCUCAAAUUUUUGUUCAACUAGAUCUGUAAAGAUUUCUGCAAAGUAGUUUUCCUUUGCCAUAUUUCUUCUAUAGAUGGCUGUUCAGUAAUGUAUCCAUAGGGAAUCUUCCACCAAGGUUUUUUUUUUUUUUAAUCAGUUCUCAAAGUGUGAUUAUGGUCAGAAAAGUCUCACUAAAAAUGGCAUCUUCCUUGGAUCAAGGUCCUGCUUGUCUGCUGGUUGUCUGAAAGACUUCUUGUUUUAUUAUUUAAGCAGGACACCUUUAGGAAAAGGCAACUUCCUUUUCUUAGAGAAACAAAUCCCACAGAAUUCAGCUACAACUGCAGAACUGUAAAGGUGCUGAUAGCUAAUGCACCCUGGCAUUCUGAACCCAGAUAAAUUCAUUGUAGCUCUGUAUAGAGAGUUUCUCUUUUGUAAACUUGGUGAAUUCAUUAUGGACAGUUGCUGAAAAAUGUGGGAAGGUCCUUAAUGCCAUUUUAGUCACUUUUCAGAGUAAAACCACACUUUCAAUACAGCAUUUUUUCAGUCAAAAUCCAAGUAUUAAAAUAUUUGAGCCAAGCCCACUACUGGUGUAAAAUUAAUUUAAUUGAAAGGGUUUGCAGCAGUUCAUCUGAGUAGGAAGCUUGGCUGGUGAUUUUUGGAUAAUGCCAGCAAACUUCUGUUCCUUUCAGUAUUUGCACUAUGCUGACUGCUCUGCCUCCGCAGUAGGUCUUAGAAUUCACUUUCUCCUCUGUUGCCAACUUUUUGUGGACAUGCACUUUGAAGUGUAACAGUUUUCAACAGUCAUAUGGCCUUCCUUGCACUCUGAUUGCCUGAUUACCUCUAGGGAAGUCACAGGCUUUGCAUCUAACAGUACCCGUGCAAACGCAUUCCACUGCCUCUGCUUCCUGACCCUCUGCCGGCACGUCCAGGAAAAGCUGUUGGAAUGUUGCAGUGAAGAACAUUCACAUGCAGAACAGGACACUUGACACUGUUGGUCCUUUUCAUUUUUUCUCCGGUUAAAAAUAACCUUAUGAACAAUCUGUUGGAGAAGUGUAGUGACAGGAGUGUGUUGUACCUGCUGUUUUGUUUCUUGGAAGCUGGGGGGAAGGGAGGGGUAAUGCACUCACCUGUGGCUCAUGUAUUAUACCUCUGCCAUCCAGAAAUGAAACACUUGUGUGGAGAUGGGUUCUUACUGCGUAAUUUAAUAAAGUUUUAAAAAAUAAAAAAA
Pyrgilauda ruficollis (rufous-necked snowfinch) is the source of this 13347-nucleotide messenger RNA. RefSeq names its product SMG1 nonsense mediated mRNA decay associated PI3K related kinase (gene SMG1). NCBI's taxonomy places the organism in Eukaryota, Metazoa, Chordata, Aves, Passeriformes, Passeridae. Gene Ontology annotation, molecular function: protein binding; protein serine/threonine kinase activity. The record is from RefSeq and is a predicted model, not a curated record. The coding region runs from base 217 to 10857 and encodes 3546 amino acids. The transcript is spliced from 61 exons. Gene Ontology annotation, biological process: phosphorylation; nuclear-transcribed mRNA catabolic process, nonsense-mediated decay. Gene Ontology annotation, cellular component: nucleus.